Camelina sativa (false flax) is the source of this 2428-nucleotide messenger RNA. The record is from RefSeq and is a predicted model, not a curated record. Lineage: Eukaryota; Viridiplantae; Streptophyta; Magnoliopsida; Brassicales; Brassicaceae.
CUCAUUUGGUGUAUUAUCUUUGGAAUAUACAGGACGGAGCUUUGUCGUUUCAGUGGGCAGAAAAUUUACCCAGGAAGGGGAAUUAGAUUUAUCCGAUCUGAUUCUCAGGUUUUCUUGUUUCUUAACUCAAUUAAAUACAUUUGAAAAAAAUUUAUGUUAUUGGGUCAAACAAAACAUAUGUUAUGUUACAGUGCUUGAUCCUUGUCCCCCGAAAACAUGUCAUUUUCCUAUUUUUAUAAUAUCUUAAAAUUGCUCACGCACUGUGAUCUUCUUUAUUUAUUACUCACGCACUGUGAUCUUCCUCAGUUUCGUUUUUGUUUUCGAAAACACACUAUAUAUAUUAGUACUCCAGUUCCUGUGUUACUACGUUUGAGAAAGAAAAAAAUGAUGAGAGAUUAUUUUCUCUUUGUCAUGUGUCAUACGAUUAUGAUAUGUGUUCUAGUCAAAUCCCAAAAUCAAACCGCCGGUACGUACGUAUCCUUUUUAUUUUGUAUAAUAACGUUUUCUGUAAGAUUCUAAUUAUGGUUUUCUCUGCAAGGUUUUAUCAACGUCGCUUGCGGUUUGCCUUCCGUCGAAUCUCCUUACGAAGAUCGCUGGACUAAUAUGACAUAUACAACGGACGCCAAGUUGGUACAAGGUAUGCCAGCGAGAAGGGUUGAUAAGGCUUUUCAAUCGAACAUACGUAAGCAGUCUUUGAACCUACGAUUCUUUCCAAAUGGAAAACGAAAUUGCUACAAGAUUAACGUCAAGCAAGACACACAGUAUCUCAUAAGAGCGACAUUCUUUUAUGGAAAUUAUGACGGGGUAAAUGUUAUCCCGACCUUCGAACUCUACCUGGGCCCCAAUAUUUGGGCUAAGGUGUAUGCUAAUGAUACCGUUAAGGAGGUGAUCCACUUCACGAGGACCAAAUCUAUACAGAUAUGUCUAGUUGAUAUAGGUUCAGGCUCACCGUUCAUAAACACCUUGGAGCUUCGACCAUUGGAUCCAAAUGCGUAUCGGACUACAACUGGUUCACUGAAGAAGUUGGUCCGGUUCUAUCUUAGUAAUUCAACAGAUACUUCCUCCAUUCGGUACCCAGAUGAUGUCUACGAUCGUCGCUGGCGCAAUUAUUUCGAGGAAAAGCUCUGGUUACCAAUAACUAUGGGUCUCAGCUUAGACACUAAUGAUAACGAGUAUGAUCCGCCAGAAAAGGUCAUGCAAACGGCAGCAAUACCUAUAGAUGCUAACGCCACGUUGGAAGUUGAGUGGUCUGCAGAGUCUCCUACUACACAGAUUUAUGUCUACUUAUACUUUUCGGAGCUUCAGAUUCUACAAGCAAACGAUACAAGGACAAGGGAAUUCGAUGUGUUUCUGAAUGGAGCAUCUUUUGAUGAACCUAUUUCUCCUGUACCACUACGCAGCACUACCGUGUUUAAUGAUGGUCCAAAGCUAUGCACGGAUGGGAAAUGUGUAUUGCAGCUUAAGAAAACAUCACGGUCAACUCUUCCUCCUAUUCUUAGCGCCUUGGAGGUAUACACUGUCAUGGAUAUCCUGCAAUUGGAGACGAAUGAUGAUGACGUUAAUGGUAUCAAGGAUGUUCAGGAUACCUAUGAUUUGAGAAGAAUCACUUGGCAAGGAGAUCCCUGUGUCCCGAAACAGUUUUUGUGGGAAGGUCUAAACUGCAACCAAUCAGAUAAUUCUACACCACCGACAAUUAUUUCUUUAGACUUAUCUUCAAGUGGUUUAACGGGGGUGCCGCGGAAGCAAUUCAAAGUCUAGUUCACCUUCAAAAAUUAGACUUGUCAAACAACAGUUUGAGCGGAGGAGUACCUGACUUUCUUGCCGACAUGAAGUCUCUGUUUCUCAUAAACCUAAGUGACAACAAUCUUAGCGGCUCGGUUCCCCAAACAAUUAUCCAGAAGAAAGGAAUGAAAUUAAAUGUUGAAGGAAACCCACUUCUCAUUAAGGAAACCGGACCAUGCGUAGAAGACAAGGGUAAAGAUCACUUAAAAUAUAUCGUAGUACCAGUCUCUAUAGCAGUGGUGGUUACUUCCCUUGCCAUUAUUGUAUCAGCACUGGUUGUUCUCUACUUCCUCUGCCGACAGAAAAGGUCACCAAGUGUCCAAGUCUCAGGGCCACCAUCAAAUGUGCAAGAAUCGGAUGGUCUACCCACUGGAUCAUCUGAACUGACUGUAACGACCAGAAUUGCGAGGUUUACGUACUCACAAGUCACAACCAUGACUAAUAACUUCCAAACAGUCAUCGGGGAAGGAGGGUUUGGAAGCGUUUAUCUUGGAUUUGUCAACGGUGCAGAACAAGUAGCUGUUAAGGUCCUCUCUCAAUCAUCAUCACAAGGAGAUAGUCAGUUCAGAGCCGAGGUACAGCUACUGCUCAAGGUUCAUCACAAGAACUUGGUUGGAUUUGUUGGGUGUUGCCAUGAGGGAGAGAA